AUUAAUGGCGCGGACAGCCCGCGGCGCCUCUCCUAUUCCUACGACGGCGCCGGAGCCAGCCCUCCACCGACGCCCCCGUCCUCGGUGGUGGUAGCACGCACGACGCGAUCGCCAUUGCCGCCACCUGCGCGAUCGGACACGCGCGCGGCGAGACAAUGACCUCCUCCGUAGCCCCAACCACGGCCGCUUCCCACCUGCAUAUUACCACCACCACCGCCACCGCCACCGGGACCACCUCUGCAAUCACAUCGCCCUCCUCAAACCACAGCCUCAGCAACGCGCACGCGCGCUCCUCCCCGCAUUCGGCGAGCAGCUCCCCUCGCGGCAGCAGCACCACCGGCGGCACAGGCGGCGGCAGCGGCAGCGGUAGCGGGAGCACGAACCAGGCGUGCGCGGCGUGCAAGUACCAGCGGCGCAAGUGCAACCCGGACUGCCCGCUCGCGCCCUACUUCCCCGCCGACCAGCAGCGGCGCUUCCUCAACGCGCACCGUCUCUUCGGGGUCAGCAACAUCCUCAAGACGCUCAAGAAGCUCAGGCCGGAGCUCUGCGCCGACGCCAUGGGCACGCUCAUCUACCAGUCCGACAUGCGCGCGCAGGACCCCGUCGGCGGCUGCUACCGCCUCAUCCUCAGCCUGGAGCGCCAGCUCGAGAUCGAGACGGCCGAGCUCUCCGCCGUGCUCCACCACCUGGCGCUCUGCCGCCAGGCUACCACGGCGGCCACCGCGAUGCCACCGCAGCAGCAGCAGCAGGGCGGCGGCAUGGCUGACCUCGACGUCACGUCCUCCAACCAGCCGCUCCUCCUCAACGCUCAGCAAGAGGUCGUUGACGCACUCUACACGACGACUCACGAAGCUGACACGGCUAUCCUUCCAACCGACGAGGUCGUCCACCAUAGCCCCAAGGAUGAUCACGGUGAGCAGCAGCAGCAGCAGCUCUUCGACUACUUCUACUACGACGCCACCGCCAGCGACGAUGCCAGUAGCAAGCCUACCAUCGACAUCAACCUCGACAACAUGCAACAGUUCGAUUUUGAUGAUAGCUGCGCCGCCGCCGACGACGACAAAGUGGAUCUGACGGCUCCGGCGGGGCCUGAUGAGGAAAUAAGGCAUCACCAGCAGCACCUCGACGUGAAUUGCGGCCAGAUUGACGACCACAAGGAUUAUUUCGAGAUAAAGGCGGCGUCACUCGUCGACGCGUUCGACAUGCGGCAGGAGCUGCAGCCGGUGGUGGACGUGAACGCCGGGGUUGAGAUUGACAUCAAGGCGGUGGAUGUGAAUGCCGGCAUUGGCGUCGACAUCAAGGCGAUGGACAUGAACGCCAACGUCGACGUCAAUGUCGACCUACAGGAGGAGGAUGGCGCCAUCAAUGUCUCCACGGCUGAAGCAGCACAAAUGGCAGCUGAGUCAUCGCAUUGCAGGCUAGGGUUAGGCUUUUCUUCGUUCUGAUCAAACCUUCCAUUGUUCGCAUGCAUGGAUGCCAAUGCAUGUACGAAUAAUUCUUUUUUUUUGGGAUGAUAGAGAAAUUAGAUUUUUUUUUUUUGGUCAACCGAAUGAUCCACAGACUCAUUUUUAAGAAUUAUUAUGUAUGAGAACAAAAAGAUUAUAAAUCAGGCUAGAAUUUCAAUACAGUUUUGCACUAAUAAUAUAGUGUAAGAUUAUGAAAAUUUCAUAAUGUAAUCAUCUUGCAGGUUAAGAUUAAUAAUGCAUCCUCAUCUUUGUAUA
Molecule: messenger RNA, 1721 nt
Organism: Sorghum bicolor (sorghum)
Lineage: Eukaryota; Viridiplantae; Streptophyta; Magnoliopsida; Poales; Poaceae
Exons: 1
Coding region: 156-1445 (429 amino acids)
Source: RefSeq, a predicted model, not a curated record